This is a messenger RNA of Oncorhynchus masou masou (cherry salmon), 3132 nucleotides long. RefSeq names its product monocarboxylate transporter 8-like. NCBI's taxonomy places the organism in Eukaryota, Metazoa, Chordata, Actinopteri, Salmoniformes, Salmonidae. Gene Ontology annotation, biological process: transmembrane transport. The transcript is spliced from 5 exons. Gene Ontology annotation, molecular function: thyroid hormone transmembrane transporter activity; monocarboxylic acid transmembrane transporter activity. Gene Ontology annotation, cellular component: membrane. The record is from RefSeq and is a predicted model, not a curated record. Bases 127 to 1935 code for a protein of 602 amino acids.
GCACAUGCAACAGCAUUGAUUUGGUUCAUUGGUUUGUGCUGGGAAGCUAAGACAUCCUGCAGGGAUAUUAACACAAUGUUGAUGGGAAAAUGAGAGGUCUGAUAAUUGGAGACAGCAUCUCAGAGGAUGGAGAGCCAAACAACACAGUCUGAGAAACCUGAUCCAGGCCUUGCACAGUCCUUAGGAACAUAUUUAUCAUAUUACGAGCAUGAAGAAAUGAAAAGAGAUGGCAGUCGUCCUGACAGUGAGACAGAGGAAAACAAGGACUCAUCAUCUCAGAUUGUCUCAUGUGCCCAUGCAGAUUCAGCUCCCGACCUGGACUGGUUCCCAGAGGGACGGUUCGUCUGGCUUGUUGUCCUGGCAGCCACCUGGUGCAAUGGAUCAAUCUUUGGGAUUCAGAAGUCUUUCGGAAUCAUACAUAUGAUGCUUGUUAAAGCUCACGAGGACUCAAAUAAUGAAGUUUCUCAGUUUGCAAUAGCCUGGGUUGGUGCUCUGGCCAUGGGUAUGGUCUUUCUCUGCUCCCCCCUGGUCAGUAUUGUCACUGAUCACGUUGGCUGCAGGGUGACGGCCAUUUGUGGGGCCCUUGUGGCUUUCUUGGGACUUCUGACAAGUUCAUUCACCAUGUCGUUAGGUUUGUGGUACUUCACCUAUGGUGUUCUGUUUGGCUGUGGCUCCUCCUUUGUCUUCUUGCCUUCUCUGGUGACCCUGGGACACUACUUCCCUCAGCGCCUCGGCCUGGUCAACGGGGUGGUGAUGGCAGGCAGCAGUGUUUUCUCCAUAAGCCUGCCUGCCCUGCUGGAGGAGGUGGGGACACCGCUGGGCCUCAGCACCACCUUUCAGAUCCUCAGUGCCCUCAUGCUAAUCCAGGCAGCCCUGGCAUUCUCCUUCUGCUCACGCCUUUACCACAGGAAUUUGCCCACUAACACGGCCCAGCUUUCAUCUACCAAUCUGAGCAGUGGCUGGCAGCAGGGCCUGACACAGACCAGGAGGUACUGCAACCUGGGAGUGUUUCACCUCCCUAAUUACAGGGUGUGGGCUUUUGGGGUGGCCACAGCUAUGCUGGGCAACUCUGUGCCCUAUAUUUACCUGAUGAGUUUUGUGGAGGAGCAGUUUGUGGAGACGCCAGUGAAGGAGUGGGUCCUCCUGGUGUGUAUCGGGGUGACCUCCUGCGUAGGACACCUGCUGUUUGGCAGGGUGGGAGACCUGCUCCAUGGGGCACGCAAAAUCUACCUUCAGGGCUUCUCCAUGACCACUUUGGAGAUUACCACAUGGCCUUCUACCUGGCUGGGGUUCCUCCCAUGGUCGGAGGUGUUCUACUCUUCUUUGUCCCCAAUGUUCAUCAAUGCCUGCUGGAGGGCCAGCAAGAAACACUCCCCAGACCCAGCCCUGACCUCCAGCUAUCCCCUCCUGGCUCGGACCACCAGGCCCCUCCCAUCCCUGGUCACCAGCUGCCCCCAACCAACCCUGGCCUCCAGCUAUCCCCCCCUGGCUCGGAUCACCAGUCCCCUCCCAUUCCUGGUCACCAGCUGCCCCCAACCAGCCCUGACCUCCAGCUAUCCCCCCCUGGCUCGGAUCACCAGUCCCCUCCCAUUCCUGGUCACCAGCUGCCCCCAACCAGCCCUGACCUCCAGCUAUCCCCCCCUGGCUCGGAUCACCAGUCCCCUCCCAUCCCUGGUCACCAGCUGCCCCCAACCAGCCCUGACCUCCAGCUAUCCCCUCCUGGCUCUGACCACCAGUCCCCUCCCAUCCCUGGUCACCAGCUGCCCCCAACCAGCCCUGACCUCCAGCUAUCCCCUAUAUGGCUCUGACCACCAGUCCCCUCCCAUCCCUGGUCACCAGCUGCCCCCAACCAGCCCUGACCUCCAGCUAUCCCCUCCUGGCUCUGACCACCAGUCCCCUCCCAUCCCUGGUCACCAGCUGCCCCCAACCAAGUGAGAGGCUACUGCGGUGAAGACACUGACAAGUCAGAAAUCCCAUUAGAUGUAUAAUGAGUGAAGUCUUGUUCCAUGAUAUUCCAAGGGACAUUUGUUAUAAACAUCAUUAAACCACUAGUCUAAAGUUAUUGAAUUCUGAAUAAGCUUUGUACUCCAUGACCUAUUUGCAUAUAUGAUUUUCUGACAUUGUUGGCUUUAGGGCGGGGGCAGUCACUAAUAUUUCUGAGGUAGCCACUUCUGUGAAACAACCUCACUGAGAAAGCCAUCAUACCCAUAGGGAGUUGGGGGGUUCACAAAGUCAAAUUGAUUCAUACAUGAUAUCAAAUGGAUUCACACAUGAUAUUUUAGAUACUAUUAACAUGGACCAUCAAGCUAUUUUAUUAUAUAUUGUAUAUAUAUAUCAGAAACAAAUGUGUAAAAAUAAUUUUAGGAAUCUAUUAAAUAUGUCCUUUUGCCAUUAUCUCAAUAAAGUUUAUAGCACAAAGAUUAUAUAUUGUAAAUCAGGUAAUGCCAAAUUUCAGUCUGAAGGAAGUAUAUUCUUUGUGUGAUUGAAAUGCAUCAGUGUGGUCCUCUGUAGUUCACUUGAUAGAGCAUACAUGCUUGCAAUACCAGGAUAGUGGGUUAAAUUCCCAGGUUCAUGAGUGUUAGCUUUCAGUAAUUGGUGUCACAACUGCUCCUGCUACGCCCUCUGGUGUUUAUCCGGUGUCUACUUGACCUGCAGUUACACUCUCUUUCUCUCACUCUGUGUGAUUGUGUGGUUGGAGACAGGUGUGCUGGAGUCGGAGCAGAUCCGAACCAGCUUCAACUUGUUCCAUAAUCAAGACCUCUACAAAUACUCAGUCCUGCCAGUUCCACUCUGCCAGAUUGUAAUCUCUGCUCAGUCAGCUCAUGAUUCUAGUCAUUUAUGAUUAUUCAAGACCCUGUUACUCUGCUGUGCCUGUUUCCCUGUCUAACACUGUUUAUCCUCUCAAUGCAGUCACCGCUCUGUCUCUUGUUCCACAUCUCACCACCCAACUACCUUACUCUGGAUUUUACUCACCACCACUACCUUGGAUUCCCCUCAGGACCUGUUCACCCUGUUCUACUCAUCCAACUCCAACCUCAGUCUCCACAUCUGUUUUUUCUGCAACUCAUCCGAGCUUCCCCGGAUCUGCACUCCAUAUCUCUCUGUGUAACAAUAAAUAUUUUGAUUCAUUCA